Molecule: messenger RNA, 5689 nt
Organism: Folsomia candida
Lineage: Eukaryota; Metazoa; Arthropoda; Collembola; Entomobryomorpha; Isotomidae
Exons: 17
Coding region: 312-5618 (1768 amino acids)
Molecular function (GO): protein binding
Source: RefSeq, a predicted model, not a curated record
UUUUUGGCUCAUAAGGGAAUAAUAAUAAUCAGUUGCUCCCAGACCAAGAAUCAGUAUUAUUCAGACCACCGGUCUCCUCAGUGUUAAUUGUAUUUAACUUGCAUAAAACAUUUCAUACUUCCAAGUAAAAUAUUUACACAGCCAGCCAGCAUACAUAUCAGACUAUGAGAGAUGCAUUCGUUGUUGCACAAAGACAGGGUUGAGCUGAAGGAGAAGUUCUGUAAGGCAUUCCGGAUUUCUUCCGUCUUGUUCACUGGAUUAGUUUAGUGCAACUAAUUCAAUUUGGAGAACAAAGUGGUGGUGAAAGUAGGAUGAAAGGGAGUAGAUUAGGAAGUGCUAUACAAAUAAGUAGAGGAAACCCUAACACCAAUUUGUCUGAUAUUGAUAAAGAUGUCUCCUCAUCAUCUCAGCCACAAAACAAUAUCGUUAUUAUUAGUGGUUCCUUUGACAGCAGUGCCACAAGCCGGACUGCUCUUCUAGCUCCGACAAAAACAUCCUUUUCAGAAAUAAUAAAUCCGAAACGUUCUUCUACCUUGGAAUCCAGCAAUAUCUCCAAUAUUUUGUCAAAACCUCAAUUUUCACACUACUCGCAACCAAGACCCAAGCAUCCGCUCACUUUAAUCAGUUUUCCGUUCACCGGAGGCAAUAAUGAUGGUGAUAAUGAGGUUGUAGUAACGCCAACUAUUCCUCCCAAUGCCAGCUACGGUGGCAAUAAACUUUUUGGAAGCUUUUCAACUGGGAAGGAAUUACUUUGGGAUGAGAAAUUUGCAACAACAAGGAUGGAAAGGAACAACCCUAAAAUAGUACUCACAAAAACGACAUAUCCGUCGUCUGACUCUGCUGGCGGAGACCGAGAUGGAUGGAUUACUUCAGAAGAACAUUUUCACGACCGACAAGCUCCUCUGUACAAAGUACCCAAACCAAGUCACAUUGCUAAAAAGUUGCGGAAACCAUAUUCUUCGAGCAGCCUGAUUCUUCCAAGCUCAGCAAAUUCAUCACAUAGCAGUCAUGCUGCAAUAGGGGAAGGGAAUUCGCCAGCUGCCACUACUCCGUUCUCUUCCUCCUCAUCUAAUAAUAUUGACAAUAAGAAAUAUAAACCAAAACGAAAUAAAACUGCGAAAGCCGAAACCGGAUUUCGAAAGCGGCUCAACACCAACUCCACAAUAUCGAAUACACCAAUCACAACGAAACGAGGAUUGGUUUUCCUCUCCACUGCGAAAGGAAAGGUUGCGAAUACGAAUUCACAAAGAAACGAGACAGAAAAUGAAGAUAUUUUUCUGGCCGAGAAGGGACACGGACAACAACAACAACAAUCAGGCCUCAAUGGCCCUCCUCCGACGUCUUCUUCUUCAGGAAUACGGCUCAUGUCUGGAACUGGACAGUCAAAUUGGAAAGUGCUGAGUGACCCCGUUAACUUGACAAAGUCCAUGGCUUCCUUAUCCACCAAAUUGAAUGAGAGGGUUCAGGUGAUCCGAACAAAGGAAGAGCGAGAACAGAGUCCAGAAUCCAUCCGAAUGGACGGGCUGGGGUUGAAGGUGUUUCCAGCCAUCGGAGGGGGCGAAGGGCCAAACCUUAAACUUUUGUCAUUGCAACGCAACCUCAUCAAAUAUCUUGAGAACACCCCGUCGCACCUGAGCCACCUGGUCGUCCUCGACCUGUAUGACAAUCGCAUCGAAAGAAUCUCACUUGGCCUCUUGGGAUUCACUUCAUUGAGAGUUCUCCUUCUCGGCAAGAACAGGAUCCGUCGCAUUGAGGGUCUUGAAGGCUUGAAACGGUUAGAAAUCCUGGACCUUCAUGGGAAUCAAUUGCGUUAUGUGGAUAAUUUGGGUGUCCUGUCCUCCCUUCGUGUACUCAACCUGGCAGGGAACAUACUCAGAAGUAUCCGCAACCUUGGGCCGAAUGGCAUAAACACACUCACAGAGCUUAACCUCAAACGAAACCGAAUUCGGAACUUGGACGGGCUGGUAAAAGCUCCACACCUUAAAAAACUACUACUAGCCAACAACGAUUUACAAAGUUUCGCAAGCCUGCUUCCCCUGAGGAAAUUAUCCUUGUUGCAAGAACUUCUCCUAGAGUCAAAUCCAUUAAGUUCAACCUCGGACUGCAGGCACCAAGUUCUGUCCAUGCUCCCUUGGCUGACCACGCUGGACCAUGUCGAGAUGACUGAAGCGAUGCGAGUCGAAGCAAGGCAGUGGUAUAAGAGAAAGUUGGUUGAGGAGGAAGACCGACGGAGAGAAGCGUCGUCCAGACUUUGUCCUACGACAACGUCCCCCAAAGUCGGCUCAAGGGAGCAAACCAUCUACCAGGCAAGGAGGCGAUGGGAAUCAGUAAGAAAAAACUUUGUGAAAAACACCAAUUCCAAACCAACAAAUCCUUCAUCUCCAUUCCUGUCCGGGGCAAAUGAAAAAGGAACUUUGGGAAAAAUUGGCACUGGCGACCCGGUCAGGUCUGAAAUUGACGACGACUUAAACUCACACUUUAGAUGGGAAUCCAGAUCAGAAACUUUGUCCAGAGGAAACUCGUCCAAAGAAUCCAAAUCCAUGAUGAAGCAGUUGGUUCUCGAGUACCCGGCUGGUGGUGGUACUGCUGGAGAUGUGAAGCUUAAUUUUGCUCAGUCGGAUUCGGAUUUAGAUCAACAUCAACCCAUAUCGGUCAACUCGGGAGAAGGCGGCCAUGGAGGAAGAAAUAUAAAACGGAUGCCACAGCCAGAAGAGGAUUCUUGUCCACCUUCGGUUCCUUCGAUGAUUAAUGACCUCAGACCACCACCAAAUCCGAUGGAUUAUGUCAAUACCAAUUCCAAUUCUAAUAGCUUAGUUUCCUCGAAACAAGUACAGAAACAGGAGCAAUGGGAAGUAGACCUUCAUGAAUCCCAUACCGACAACUACCACCAACAUUGGUUUCAUGUCGAAAAUCGAGGAGAAAUUGGUGUUGCCAGUCAAACGAGUCAGCAGAAGGAGACCCAGUUAUUAUUAUCAUCACAAGCAGCAGACCACGAUGACGAUGAUCACAGCCCCCAAAUGGAUUCCUCAAUAACAACAAACAUCAUAAAAGAAGAGGAAAGUGCUCAAUCUCCACUUGACGGAUAUCAUCCGCGGAAGAGGAAGAGGACGCUAACGCAAACAUUUGGUGCUGCUGAAGAUGACGAUGAUUCAAGUAGACUCACAAAAAACGUUUCUCAGCAGUUGUGCUCAAAAUCCAUUGCGUCAGAGUCAAGUGUCGCAGCUAUUCCCAAAACCUACAAGGGGAGUGAAAAUGCUGAAAUCAGUAAUAGUAAUAGAAUAGCGGUGGUAAGACCUUUGCUACGAGACGACCUUUGUCCCGUGGACGAGACAAUUAUUACCUCUAACCAAAUAUUCUAUGAUUUUACGACCAUGAACAGUUUACCAGACGUGCUUUCUCCGAGGGCAUACCUUCCCACAAAUAAUACACCAAUGAUGUUUGGUGACUCGAUAAAUUCGGUGCUCAACAACAAAGAAGCGAUUUCUGAAAUUUUUGUGCCCCACCGCACGAUUGAUGAUGUAACAAUUACCUAUGCCAAUAAUGAUAACGACAAUAAUAGUAAAUUAUCAAAUAACGAUGAAGCCGUUUCACCUGAGUCUCCUCUUUCCCCAAGUGUCAAAGAUUUGCAAUAUAAUACUUUUCAGUCAAAUCAACUCACAUUAAUUUCUCCUGCAUCCGAUCAGGAUAAGAUAAUCCGAAGCAAUGAAAGUGAAAUUAUGAUCAGGACUCUGCUAAAGGAGGAUGUCACUCUGGGAAAUAUGUCGAGGAGUGAAAGUUUCCCCACAUGUCUUCCCAACUUCUCAAAUUGUGGUGCAAGAGAGGAAACCACUUGUCCCACUUUCACUUUUGAGACUUUAGACCAACAAAGAAUCAAUGAGGAGAAGGAAACUUGCAUAAUAAAUAACAAUCCGACUGGUACUAGUGCUACACAAGAAUCAACUUUGUCGUCACUUUCAGUAUCUGCAAAUAUUUUGGAGUUCCCUUCUGUCCCUUCUGAUAGCCCCUUGCCCACCAGCAGCCCUUCCACAAAUGCAAAUAUAUCUACGCAAAAUUCAGCCGUAGAUAACUGUAGUGGAAAUGCUCAUAAUGAUAACAAACCAAACCUGAGGAAACUUAAACUUAGGAGUGCUAGUUUUGACGGGAGAUUGCUAUCAUCGAGUCGAGGAGCUGGGUCGGAUGACGACGAACAUUACGACGUUGAUGAUGAUGACACGUGCAGCAAUACCACUGCGACGACGGGAUCUACCACGACGAUUGCGACAACCACUUCUGACAUGAAACUGGGAUUUGCACGGAAACAGCUAAAUCCACGGACCAGGUCUUCUCAAAAACUCAAAGUUUUGCGGGAUAGACCGUCUCGAGCCCAAUCUUCCUCUUGCAUCGCUACGACUCCUCGGGCAAAAAGUGGGACACUGGGCACUUUGUCUUCUUCAAGUCAAACCAUCAGCAGCACGACGGUUGGGAGCAGCAGCGGGGUCAGCCGCGUUGGACAGGGUGGUGACACGCGGGGUAACAGGCAGAUGAGAAGAUGUGAGUCAGCAGUGGGGGGGUCCGGGCUGACGGGAACAUGCCCUUUGGAGAAUAGCGGGGCUAGUAAUCUCUCACCAACUCCCUUGAAAAGGCAAGGGACCGACUACCUCGUAGAGAUUGAUGGGAAAAUCUUGAGUAUUUAUGGGCAAGCCAUGAAACACACGUUGACGGGAUUCUCUGGAAAUGUGACUUGUACCGUCACAACUGCCAAAUUCCACUACAUUUCCUACGAUACCAUCAUUCCGUUCUUUGGCAAGCUAAGACAAAUUUACCCAUCACUGGAACACUUCCAAUUUCGGGCCAACAACAUAGAGAAACUAAGCCAGCUGAAUUCCCUCUCGGAUCUUCAAGGGUUGACGUCGCUGCACAUCGCUAAAGAAGGCAACCCUUUGGUUUCACAGGACACCUCCUGGGUUGGCUAUGCAACCUACCGGCUUUCCCACUGGGGUCUUCUCAACGUCAACGGAGAAAAGGAGGUGUCGUCCGACUACCGGGGAGGGCAAACGGCGUCUUCCAAGUUCGAGUCAUUGGGCUUUCUUGCACUAUCUUGCCUCCCACAAACGGCUUUGACGCCGUUGGCGAAACGGCUUCACAUGCUUCAUUGUUUCUGCUGUUGUUCGCCAUCCUCCUCUUCGGACGAGUCAGGGAAAACAAAAACUGGGAAACCAGGCGGAAAUGGAAGGACGAGUUCUCCACUCCCACCCUUCGACCAGCCACCGCCAUCAUCAUCCAUUUGCACAUCCUGGGAUGACGACCCCGUUCUGCUAGAUGUCAUAGGAAAGGAGGCUUUGGUCUAUUGUCCCCAACAGCAUUCCACAGCACCGAACACCACUAACGGACAGCAAGCAAAUCACCCCCUUGCAAAACAUUCCAAUGAGAAGCCGACCACGUUGCACGACAUUGUUGACGCUGGGGUGGACAUUUUAGAGAAGCUGGACCGCUUGGAGAAAGCCUGGCCCUCACUCAUGACUGAAAUGGUUCAAGAAAUCCUGAUGGACUUUAUGUUCAUGGAGACGUACAUGAAGAGAGAGCUCAAGAAAUGCCAAGACAUCGCCACCAUCGCCUUGAACAAGAGAACGACAUCCUAAUUAAUUAUAAAGUUAAUCGCUGAGUAAAAAAAGAUAACAGCCGAGUAAAUAAAAAAUGUUGCUGAAGAAAA